AUGAGUGCUACUUCUGCAAUAUCUACUACCUGUUCUUCUAAGACGGGAACAUCUCAGGAAAAUUUUCAAUAUGAGGGACAAGCUAUUAAUGAAGAUGACAAUGUUAUGUAUGAUUUAGAGACGAUUCCGCGGUUGUAUGAUCAAGCUGCAUUGAAUGAUUCAGUCAGGGAUUUAGAUCUAUCAAAAGAAAAAGCUGAACUUUUAGACUCUGGAAACAAGGCCGAACUUAUGAAGAGAUAUUUAGACGCGGGAGGUGAUGAUAUGGAUGCAGUCGAGCAAUAUGAAGAGUCAGAUGAACACAUAGAAAAAACAUAUACUUUGGCAGAGGAUGGGCAACGACAUACCGUUCAAGCUCCGGUUGCGAACGCAUCUGUUGAGGCAAGCGCGAAUAACAUAACAAGAUUAGAAAGUUUGAUAAAAGACCAAAAAAUAAUGGAUGAGAAACUGCGAAAGGAAAUAAGCAAGUUGAUGCUAAAAAAAAUGAAUCUACAAACAGAUUUCGAUAAUGCAAUCGCCGAGAUAGAAAAAUUGGAAAAAGAAAUCUCCGAAAGAGGGAAGAAGAUAAAAGACAUCAAGAACGAGCUUAACAGAUCAAAAGAGGACAUCGCCAAAUAUAAACAUGAAAAGGAUUUGAUAGACAAACGAUUGCUGAAAACAGAAUCUGAACAAUCUAAACUGAAGCGUGAAUUAAAGCAAACUCUGAUUAAUUUCAAGAAUGUUGAAAAUGAUGCUCAAACCUGUCACAAGGAACAAAUCGAGGACAAGCAACGUAUCAAAAAUCUUUUACGAGAAAAAAAUAACAUUGCUCUUAGCAAAGAGACCGCAUAUGAGCGAAUCAAGCAAUUAGAUCACGAACUAUCAUUAUGUGGACAUGGCAAAAAAAGGAUAGAACAUGAAUUGGAUACACUGACACAAACUAUCAAUGACAUGAAAACACAAAUAGAAGCUGUAGAGAAAGAAAGGGAUAGAUGCAGUACAACAGCACAGGGAUUAGAACAGAAGUUGGAGAGUCAAAUAAGCGAGACUAAACAAAAACAUGUGGAGAUAUUAGAUUACAAGAAGCGCUUGGAUGAUGCCGAAAUAAAGUACCGUCAACAUCAAAGUCUAUUCGAAGCUGUCCGUGCGGAGCGGAAUCUGUGCAAUAGAAAUUUGAUAGAGACGCAGGAGGAGGUGCAAGAUUUAAAGAGCAAACUGAAAAUUACAAGCCAACAGACUGAGCAAUUGAAAGAAGACAUUGCGAUGAAGGAAGCCAAUCUUGUCAAAAAGGAAUUUCUGUUAAGGAAAGUUGAGAAAGAGAAAGAAGAUCUUAAGAUUGAUUUGCAAACUUCCCAUACGGAAAUAAGCAAUUUACGACAACAAAUCGAAGAAGCAAAGAAGGAAGAAAAGAACCUCAGACAGAAUAUACAACAAGCAGAUUUAGAUAUUAAACGUCAGAAAAAAGAUAUUGAUAACGUUAUGAAUGAGCGCGACAUACUCGGUUCACAAUUGGUCCGAAGAAAUGAUGAACUGAGUCUGCAAUACAGCAGGAUGAAGGUCUUGAAUAGAACAUUACAAUGUGGCGAGAAGCAAUACAAUCAAAGGUUAGAAGAUAUUCGAUUACUCAAGUUCGAACGAUUUGCGUCAAGAAGUUUUUUAUCUAAAUCGUAA
Acromyrmex echinatior (Panamanian leafcutter ant) is the source of this 1647-nucleotide messenger RNA. RefSeq names its product cilia- and flagella-associated protein 58. Gene Ontology annotation, cellular component: cytoskeleton. The record is from RefSeq and is a predicted model, not a curated record. NCBI's taxonomy places the organism in Eukaryota, Metazoa, Arthropoda, Insecta, Hymenoptera, Formicidae.